AUGAUAACACAUCGAUGCGGUGGAAAAUUGGAAAUUGAGAAAUUUUUCUGUUUUACAAGUUUACAACUAAAAGUUUUCAGUUAAAAAUUAGUAAUUAUCUGCUUGUAUUUAGUUUUAUCAAGAUAGACACAUUCUACAUUCUUCUACUUAAAUCUAGAUUCCAAUCAUGCCACUGUCAUGUCGAUUUUAUUCCGAUCGCUAUCCCGAAAUAGAUGAUGUUGUCAUGGUCAAUGUACGAAGCAUCGAAGAAAUGGGUGCCUACGUCCAUCUACUGGAGUAUAACAACAUAGAAGGCAUGAUAUUACUUUCUGAAUUGUCUCGAAGACGUAUACGUUCGAUAAAUAAGUUGAUUCGUAUUGGCAAAACCGAACCAGUAGUUGUUAUCAGAGUUGAUAAAGAAAAAGGUUACAUAGAUUUAAGUAAACGACGUGUAUCUCCGGAAGAUGUUGAAAAAUGCACCGAUCGUUUUUCAAGAGCUAAAGCAGUUAAUUCUAUUCUCAGGCAUGUGGCCGAAUUAUUGAAAUUCGAAAACGAUGCUCAACUUGAAAAACUCUACCAGCAGACUGCCUGGUUACAUGAAGAUAAAACUAAAAAGAAGUCUUCCGCUUAUGAUUUUUUUAAGCAAGCUGUUCAUGAUCCGAGCAUUUUAGACGAAUGUGGAUUAACCGAAGAAAUGAAAGAAUUACUCAUUAGUAACAUCAGGCAGAAAUUAACCUCGCAAGCUGUAAAAAUUAGAGCUGAUAUCGAAGUCGCGUGUUACGGUUAUGAAGGUAUCGAUGCUGUCAAAGCUGCUUUGAAAUGCGGGUUGUUGUGUUCUACCGACGAUAUACCUAUCAAAAUUAAUCUUAUUGCUCCUCCAAUUUACGUUAUGACCACGGCUACGCCGGAAAAAGCUGAGGGUUUGAAAGCUUUGCAGACCGCUUGCGAUGAAAUUCAAAAAGCCAUUCAACAGUACAACGGAGUUUUUCAGAUUAAAAUGGCGCCGAAAGUCGUUACCGCUACCGAUGAGGCUGAUCUUGCUAGACAAAUGGAGAAAGCCGAAGCUGAAAAUGCCGAAGUUGCUGGUGACGAUGAUGAAGAAGAUGAAGAAGAAGAGGAUGAUGAUGAUGACGAUCAAGAUGAAGAUGAUGAAAAUAUGGAAAAUGGAAAUGCAUCGGAUGAAAAUUGAGAUUAUUAUUAACACAAUUUAUUAUAAUUUAUUUGUGAUAAAAGUUUUUAUUGGA
This is a messenger RNA of Planococcus citri (citrus mealybug), 1223 nucleotides long. RefSeq names its product eukaryotic translation initiation factor 2 subunit 1-like. Gene Ontology annotation, cellular component: eukaryotic 48S preinitiation complex; eukaryotic translation initiation factor 2 complex. The transcript has 6 exons. The coding region runs from base 167 to 1168 and encodes 333 amino acids. NCBI's taxonomy places the organism in Eukaryota, Metazoa, Arthropoda, Insecta, Hemiptera, Pseudococcidae. Gene Ontology annotation, molecular function: RNA binding; ribosome binding; translation initiation factor activity. The record is from RefSeq and is a predicted model, not a curated record. Gene Ontology annotation, biological process: translational initiation.